This is a messenger RNA of Hypanus sabinus (Atlantic stingray), 858 nucleotides long. RefSeq lists its product as uncharacterized. Lineage: Eukaryota; Metazoa; Chordata; Chondrichthyes; Myliobatiformes; Dasyatidae. The transcript has 3 exons. Bases 93 to 590 code for a protein of 165 amino acids. The record is from RefSeq and is a predicted model, not a curated record.
ACGAGUGUGCCUGUCAAAGCUCCGGUUGAAAGGUUAGUUAGAGGAGUAGUAAAGGCUUUUGAAUUUCGUGGAGCGAAAAGCAGUACGGCUUUAUGUCGAAGAGGAAAGCCGAAGAUAUUCUAUCGUGUUGCCCCGCCAGCAAACGCUUCAUUUCCCUGUUUGUGAACCCGCUGCUCAGCCGCGGGCGGACGAAGAGGAAGCUGCACGAGGCCGAGCUGGGUCCGCAGCCCGACUACAAGCGGGUGGAAGGCGGCAGCCGCGGCCCGAAUCCCUGGGAGCGGGGCACGGGCACGGGCGCGGGCGGCCCGCGGGAGCGGCGGGACAGCCGCCUCACCGGCUUCGCGCUCGCAGCUGCACGGCCGCCAAGUGAAAUUGGUCUAUACAACUCGACAUGCUUUCCAGUGCACACUGAGAAUGUCCCAGGGGAUGAAGUAUCUUCUCAGUACAAUUCAUUUCAGUUUUGGAGAGUUCCUUUACCUAAAAUUGAGUUGGAUGAGAUUGAGGAUAUUGGGGAUAUGAAGAUCGUUGAAGAAAUGAACUGUGAUAUUCCAGAAGAGGAAACAGAAAUAGAGAUGGAACUACAAAACUGAGAUUGUGAUAAUGUUUAAGAAUAAAAAUGUUUUCAUGUUUUGAAAUAAAUAAUGCUAGUUUUUACUAGUGGAAUGAGGAGAUUACAGUAGCCAUCUUUGCUUUUUUGUGGAAGUGUUCAUUCUUAUGACUGACAAAUUUUUGUAUGUAGCUUGUCUUGUGCUUUGCAGUAUUUGGGGAGGGAUUUGGGUUUUUUAAAGGAACUGUACUGUGCAAAGAUGCAUGUAAUCCUACUUUCAAGUUGUAAAUAAAUGGGUCUUCAAAAUCUGA